Messenger RNA from Penicillium salamii, 1110 nucleotides. NCBI's taxonomy places the organism in Eukaryota, Fungi, Ascomycota, Eurotiomycetes, Eurotiales, Aspergillaceae. The record is from the annotation of a GenBank genome assembly.
AUGAUCGGUGCUCACCUCCUUGUCCUCAGUGCUCUCCUUACAAGGUCACUGGCCGCUGUUCCAAUACCAGUCGAUGGCUUCUGUGCUAGCUAUAUCAUCCAAGGGUACGAUACCUGUGCCCUAAUCGCCCAAGCACAUGGUAUCACCGAAGCCGACAUUGAAGCCUUCAAUACAAGAACCUGGGCAUGGCUCGGCUGCAAUCAGUUGUACCAGGGUGACUUUAUUUGUCUCAGCCCCGGUGAACCGCCUAUGCCAAUGGCUUUACCGAAUGCCAUCUGCGGCCCCCAAAUCCCCGGCACAGCACGCCCAAGCAACUGGACUGAUCUCGGCUUUAUGCAUCCGUGUCCCUUGACUCAAUGUUGUGCUACAUGGGGUCAAUGCGGUACAGGGAUUGAAUACUGUGAUACCAAAGCCCGUAAACCUCCUGCUGGAGUGACGGCUACUGUCAGUGCUGCUACGGAGGCUGAGCCUCGGGCCACUGAGCUUCAGGCUACUGCUGUUGCUAUACAGACCAAGAGUGACAAUGGUGUCAUAGUAACACAGUUGCCAAAGUCACAAACUGUGGCACAACCCGCCGAGGCCCAUAUAGAGCAAUCUGAGUCCCAAGUUUUGUCCACGGCAACAUCUACAACUUCAGAAUCCACGACCACAACCGAGGAAGAGUCUUUGGGGAGAACUGACAAACCGUGGGAGGGAAGCAUGGAGAUGGAUGAAUGGAAUGAACCAUGGGAGCUCACAUGGUAUAGCGAGAAGGACUGCAAAGGUGACUACUACACUUUGUCAGGAUAUAACGACGAGAUACCCUCAGCCGAGGAAGAGCGAUGUCAGAACAGGAAAGACGGGGUGAACAGCGCGUUCACUGAAACAGGUGUGAUGUGCAGAUGGUGGACGGCAGGUGGUCUUAAGUGGGAUCCUUGUGAAGCUGGCACACUGGAGAAACCACAGUCGUGGAUUCUGAAGAAUGCCUACUGUACAGUUUUUGAUGCUUGGAACUGUGAUUGCUUUGACCACUUUUCUCACUCUUAUCAUUCUGUGGGCUGUCAUAACAGGGACAAAUUUGACCCGCCUAAGUUUGUCUCUUUCGUGUGUCAACGUGUUAAGUCUGAUUGA